UUGCACCCUGUGACAAGAAUCAGCAUCUAAAGAUAAAAGGAAGACGCAGGGAAAAAAUUUUAGAGGAGAAAAGAAGCUUUUACAAUGUUGCCACAGCUAAAUCUAAGGCAUCACACAUAUAAGUUUAUUAGCCUACAAGCUGGCUUUCCCUUUAUUCGUAUUCCCUCCUCGUAAUCUAGACCACUUAUAAAGCUUUCUUGACAAAGCCUACAGUUCUUGCCUAUGGUUUCUCCUCAACCUCCUUCUUCACGUAAUUCAAUUGAGCUUCUUCCAUUUGUUUCUGCCAAAAUGAAGAAAACUUACGGUAUUGUUGUCUGCAUCUUGAUUAUUAUUUUGGAUGUUACAGCAGGAAUUCUUGGAAUUCAAGCUGAAAUAGCUCAAAACAAGGUGAACCAUUUCAAAAUGUGGAUAUUUGAGUGUAAAGACCCAAGCUAUAAUGCUUUCAAGCUAGGUUUGGCUGCAGCCAUACUGCUUGCCCUUGCUCACGCCAUUGCCAACCUGGUUGGUGGGUGCAUUUUUGUUCGAUCUGCCCAGGACUACAAAGGAUUAUCCGCUAACAAGCAACUUGCUGCGGGUUCACUCAUAUUUGCAUGGAUUGCGCUAAUUGUUGGGUUCUCCUUGCUCAUCUCUGGGGCGAUGUAUAACACAAGGUCGAGAAAGUCAUGCGGACUCGCACACAAUCAACUUCUGUCUAUAGGGGGGAUUGUGUGCUUCGUGCACGGCCUGUUUGCAGUUGCUUAUUAUGUUUCUGUCACAGCUGGACAAAGGGAGGAUACAAAGCCACCACCACAAGGGAAUCCUGCCGUAGCUACAGGCCAUGUUUAGCUCUUUGAUCUUCAUGUUAUCCUAAAAAUGCAAUCAAUGAACUUCACUUCAAUUUUUCAGCCGUAAGAUUUUGUGAAAUGGACUGCUUUCAAAUUCUGCAUGUUACUUCAACUCGUAGCUAGAUACUAAAUUCAGGAAAUUGUUCUCCUUGCAAAAUAUAAAAUGAUAUCCCUCGCGAAGUUGGUCA
Cucumis melo (muskmelon) is the source of this 1012-nucleotide messenger RNA. RefSeq names its product protein DESIGUAL 2-like. The coding region runs from base 223 to 825 and encodes 200 amino acids. The record is from RefSeq and is a predicted model, not a curated record. Lineage: Eukaryota; Viridiplantae; Streptophyta; Magnoliopsida; Cucurbitales; Cucurbitaceae. The transcript is spliced from 3 exons.